Arachis duranensis is the source of this 1174-nucleotide messenger RNA. RefSeq names its product glycerophosphodiester phosphodiesterase GDPD1, chloroplastic. NCBI's taxonomy places the organism in Eukaryota, Viridiplantae, Streptophyta, Magnoliopsida, Fabales, Fabaceae. The transcript has 4 exons. Gene Ontology annotation, molecular function: phosphoric diester hydrolase activity. Gene Ontology annotation, biological process: glycerophospholipid catabolic process. Bases 54 to 857 code for a protein of 267 amino acids. The record is from RefSeq and is a predicted model, not a curated record.
UGAAUAGUUGUGACUCUUAAAUUUUUUCUCAGGGUAAUGUGUUUCAGACGAGAAUGACGGAUCUAACCCUCUCUGAGUUCCUUUCGUACGGUCCUCAAAGAGAGGCUGGAAAGGAAGGGAAAAAGUUGCUGAGGAAAACAAAGGAGGGUAAUAUACUCAAGUGGGACGUUGAAAAGGAUGACCCACUCUGCACUCUCGAGGAAGCUUUUGUCAACGUUAAACCCUCUAUAGGUUUCAACGUUGAGCUUAAGUUCGAUGACCACAUUGUUUACCAGCAAGAUCAUCUUGUCCAUGUCCUUCAGGCUGUCUUGAAGAUUGUGUUUGAAUAUGCCAAGGACAGGCCUAUCAUAUUCUCUACUUUUCAGCCAGAUGCUGCAAUACUUGUUCGUAAAUUGCAAAGCACCUACCCUGUAUUCUUCUUGACUAACGGAGGAUGUGAAAUCUAUGAGGAUGUGAGAAGGAAUUCUUUAGAGGAGGCCCUGAAGCUCUGCUUGGAGAAUGAUUUGCAAGGAAUUGUCUCUGAGAUCAAAGGAGUUUUCAGGAACCCCGGAGUCGUAAGCAAGAUCAAGGAGUCCUCGCUUUGCCUUCUUACUUACGGAAAACUAAACAAUGUUCCUGAGGCAGUGUACAUGCAACAUCUUAUGGGAAUUGAUGGGGUGAUUGUUGAUCUGGUGAAAGAAAUAACAGAGGCCGUUGCGAAUAUGAUAAAGCCAGUGAGCAACAAUGCGGUGGGUGGCGAAGAGGGCUUGGCUGAAAUAGAAGGGAUGGGGAAGUUGCAGGUGAAGUCAAAUCCUAAAUUCUCGCAGGAGGAAAUGUCUUUUCUCUUCAAGCUGAUUCCACAGUUGUUGCAGAUUUGAAGAGAGAUUAUGGUCCUUUCAUACAUACAGAUAGUCUAGGAGUCACUACUUACUUUACCUUGGGUCGCUUUUUUCCCCUUUUCAUUUUGGUUAUAACAAGAAUACACAAAUGGGGGUUUGAAAGGAGAUUUAAGCAAAUUGUAUAUAUUUCUUCUUAAUGUGUAUGUAAAAGUGAUUGCUUGAUGGCUCUCUUCUUUCAGAAACCGUAGUUGUCAGCUUCCCUUCAUUGUGUCCAUAUAACGUACUUACAUUUCAACAUUACAUGAUGUAUGUAUGUACAUUUUAAUGGAGAAAUAUGGAAACUUUUAUGUGCCAUA